Molecule: messenger RNA, 5335 nt
Organism: Drosophila eugracilis
Lineage: Eukaryota; Metazoa; Arthropoda; Insecta; Diptera; Drosophilidae
Gene: Syn
Product: synapsin
Exons: 11
Coding region: 230-1843 (537 amino acids)
Biological process (GO): neurotransmitter secretion
Cellular component (GO): synaptic vesicle membrane; synaptic vesicle
Molecular function (GO): ATP binding
Source: RefSeq, a predicted model, not a curated record
UUUAUGUCUUUUGGCUUGCCGCGGAUCGAAGGAGCCGAAAAGCAGCACCCUGAAUUUCUCGUCGUUCAAAUCAAGCUUCACUUCCAAUGUUAAUUUCCUGAAGAGAAGAUUCAGCUCGGGAGACUUGUCUUCCGAGGUAGACGAUGUCGAUCCGAAUAGCCUGCCGCCGGCGGCUCGUCCCAUCCAGGACCAGCCGACGAAGCCGCCGGUUGCUGGCGGACCGCCGAACAUGCCGCCACCGCCGGCUCCCGGCCAACCGGCCGGAGCUGCUCCGGAGCUGUCGUUGAGCUUUGGCGCCGGCAAAGCGCCAGCGACGGCUGCUCCUGCUCCACCACGUGGUGUCAGUGCGCCGACCAGUCCGGCUAAGUCGCGCGAAAGCCUGCUGCAGCGGGUGCAGAGCUUGACCGGCGCUGCCCGUGAUCAGGGAGCCUCCAUAUUGGGAGCUGCGGUCCAGAGCGCCACACAACGGGCUCCGGCUUUCAACAAGGACAAGUACUUCACGCUGCUGGUUUUAGAUGACCAGAACACGGACUGGUCCAAAUAUUUCCGAGGCAGGCGAUUGCAUGGAGACUUCGACAUCCGAGUGGAGCAGGCCGAGUUUAGGGACAUUACGGUGGUCUCAAGCGCGGACACCGGACCCGUUGUUACCAUGGCCGCCUAUCGCAGCGGCACUCGGGUGGCACGUUCCUUCCGACCGGAUUUUGUGCUGAUUCGCCAGCCGCCACGCGAUGGAUCCAGCGAUUUUCGGUCCACGAUCUUGGGUUUGAAAUACGGCGGAGUGCCCAGCAUCAAUUCGCUGCACUCAAUCUACCAGUUUCAGGACAAACCGUGGGUCUUCUCCCAUUUGCUGCAAUUGCAACGACGCCUCGGGCGCGACGGCUUUCCAUUGAUCGAACAGACCUUCUUCCCCAAUCCACGCGAUUUGUUCCAAUUCACCAAGUUCCCCAGCGUGCUGAAGGCUGGACAUUGCCACGGCGGCGUGGCCACCGCUCGGCUGGAGAACCAGAGCGCCCUGCAAGAUGCCGCCGGUUUGGUAAGCGGUGCCGGGAACGAUUCGCAUUGUUAUUGUACCAUCGAGCCCUAUAUCGAUGCCAAGUUCAGCGUGCACAUCCAGAAGAUUGGCAACAACUACAAGGCGUUUAUGCGCAAAUCCAUCACCGGCAAUUGGAAGACCAAUCAGGGCUCCGCCAUGCUGGAGCAAAUCACUUUAACCGAGAAGUACAAAAGCUGGGUGGAUGAGAUAUCGGAACUCUUUGGCGGCAUGGAAGUGUGCGGUCUCUCCGUGGUGGUAGCCAAAGAUGGACGCGAGUACAUUAUUAGCGCCUGCGACAGCACAUUCGCCCUGAUCGGAGACACCCAAGAAGAGGAUCGCAGGCAAAUCGCUGAUUUGGUAUCGGGACGUAUGCAGAAUGUCUGCCGCCCUAGCAUGGCGCAGACUGGACCUGGCAAGUUGCCAUCCCGUUCAUCGGUAUCCUCGCGGGCAGAGAGUCCCACGGAUGAGGGAAUGGCCCCCACACCGCCACUCCCAGCUGGACCAAGGCCGGCACCAAUGGGCGGACCACCACCCAUUCCGGAACGUACAUCACCAGCUGUGGGUUCUAUUGGGCGGUUAAGCAGUCGCAGCAGCAUUUCGGAGGUGCCAGAGGAGCCCUCUUCUUCGGGUCCCAGUACAGUGGGUGGGGUGCGUCGUGAUUCGCAGACGUCACAGUCAUCGACCAUUUCCUCGUCGGUGUCGCGAGUUGGCCAAAGGCCGCCGCAAACCCAGAGCUCCGUUGUGGAGGACGCCGAGGACACCAUGAAGAACCUGAGGAAGACCUUUGCGGGAAUAUUUGGUGACAUGUAGGAAAUCGCUAACAAGAAGCGCGGCAGAACGGCCAGCGAGACGAGCAGCGGCAGCGGGCCAGGCAGUGUGCCUAGCAGCGCGGGACCGGGAAGUGGAUUCAGUGGCUCCUUCCUCGGCAAGCAGUUCUCGUUCGCCAGCAAGGGGGAGGGCGUGAUCUCAACACAGCCCACACAGCGGCCCAGCGAAGAGCCCCCAGCAAUCCCGGCGACGGCCAGCUCAGCCGUCCGGCCGGAGAGCAGCGUUUCAGUUAGCGGUACAACAAAUACGGAUACGGAAAGAGCAGGUGCCGGCUAUCAGCCAGUCACCAAUUACGAGCAACAGGAAAGGGUCAAUCCCUUCGACAAGGAGCCCAACAAGUCGGGCAGUGCGGCGAGCAUACACACCUCCUCGUCCUCAUCAAUGUCAUCGUCAUCCAUCUCGUCACGCAUCAAUCGCAAUGGCAAUGCCAUCAAAUCUCCACCACCACCGGCAGGACCACCACCACCACCGCCCACAAAUGUCACAGCGGUAGGCAGUAACGCCAAUAGCUCCAGUGGCUACAGGAACAGUUUCAGCAGUUCCCUGAGCAAGGACAAGUCUAGCUAUGGCAAUUAUGGAAGCACUACUUCGGUGGAGACUAUCACACGAAUGGAUACGAAUACCACAAAUACAGGGGCCACGGCUACGGAAGCUGGUGAGGCUAGUGGCAUUACGGCCAUAACCAAUAUCAGUAAUAGUGCUGGAAUAGUGGCCCCUGCCACAGGAACCAUUACCACCUCGGUGACCACCAAUGACUGGAGAUCGGCCAUUGGAAUGCGAUCGGCUAGUGUUUAUAGUGCACCCGCCGCAGUGACCACUGUUCUGCCAGGAGACACAUCCGGCUAUGAUUCCAACUCGAUUGCCUCGCAGGGCGAGGGCUUCAACAAUCCCAGUGAUCUGCCCUCGUACACCAGACCAUCGUACUCGCGAUCCGAGAGCAAUGCCUCCAAGCACUCGGAUCUGGAUGUAAUUUUCGGAGACAGCAAGACCACCCCGGUAUCCUAUGGUAAUGGCAAAUACACUCGGGCUGCAGGAUCCCUCUCGGAUGCUGAUAUGAUCUUUGGAGGGCCACCAUCCAACUACAAAAGCGAUCGCUUCGGUGCCGCCAAAAGCAUGAGCAUGAGUUCCAGUGGAGUUGGUUCCGGAAAUGGAUCCGGAAGCUAUAAGAUCUACGAGGGCAUCCAGAAUGCCGCAUUCAGCGACUUUAGCGAUACGGGUAGUAUGAGCAGCAUUGGAUCGCAUACCAAACGCUGGAGUGCCAGUAAGGAGGAGGAUGAGGAACUGGACUUGAAGUGAAUCCAAAAGAAAUUCCAAAAGUAGUUCUAUCACCUACAAACAUUCACACACACACACUAAGACAAGCAAACUAUGGAAUCUAUCUAUUUUCUGCCUCUGAAGUUUCCUGGUUUCAUGGGAAAAAAAGACAAACACUAAGCAUAUACUCACUUAAAUCAUAAACUCUUGGUUACUAUCGUUUCAACUGUCAACUAUCUUGAUCGAAACACUUUCCUUUCAUUUGCCAUCAAACAAAAAGAAAAAGCAUAGGAAAAUGGCGAACAGCAGAAAAUGCUAUGUAGACACUGUAGUACACUACUAUUAUAUAAUUAUAACCACCAAUGCAACAACAAUAAUGCAAAAAAAAAAACCCCAUUAGAUAUGUGCAAUGAAAUGUCGCCGAUGACUUGACUGGUUUUGCAGCAUGAUAAAAACUGAAUGAAAUGAAAUGAAAAUGAGGAACCUAUUUAAUUAACAUACUUAACAAACAUUUUGAAAGAUUUUCCAAAGCAAGAAAUUAUAUAUAUUAAAUAUAUUAUUGAGAAAAAUAUUGAAUUAUAUACGAAACAUAUUAAACCAAUUGAGAGUUGAUGACAUAAAAAGUAUUCGCAAGCAUAUAUUACGUGUUAACCUGCUAAUGAAUCAAUGGGAAAAAACUUUUAAAUAAAUCGAAAAUAUUAAUGAAUUUGUUAUAUACCAACAUGAGACACAUAUGAAAUCCUAAAUGAAAAAAUGAAAAACUAUAAAAAAUAAAAGACAAUAUGCGGAAAAUGUAUAACAAACAACCAAAACGUUUAAUACAAAUAUAUACGCGAUCUAAUUAUAAUGGAUAAAAUCGGUUAACGAACUAUAUGUAUUCGGAAAAUUACUAUGAGCAAAUGUUAAAUACCAAACACAAAUGAAAAGAAAAACACGAGAACAGAAGCUACUCACACACAAAGUAAAUGUUUAUUACCACAAAUAUUAUGAUUAUUAUUAUUAUUAUUAUGUAUUAGCAGUUAAUGUUUACAAACAAGACAAGAUACGGAAUGAGAUUGAAAGUACCAAGCACGACAAGCAAUGUUAAUGUAGGCUGAACCAACCGGACAACAAUAACGAACCAAACAUAUUCGAAAAUCUAGCGAUCCCAUGCGAUCGCACAUAAAUUUACAUGGCUUAGUCGGUACACGAAGGUCGAGAGGAGAUUGAGGCAGAUGAAUGAUGAUACUGACGAAUAUUUAGAUAAUAUACACAACAAAAUAUUUAUAAAUGUUGCAAGCGACAACAACGAAGUCAUAUUAUGCAUUCGAUAUUUCUAUAUAUAUAUAAACAAUAGCUUCAAUCGGUUAGGACUAUGAUUUAGCAACAAAUGUUUGAUGAAUGUUUUUUGUUACGCACAUGUUUAAGCAUUAUUUAGAGCAAUAGACAAUUUUACAUAUGUUAUAUUUGAAAUAAUAGUUACGCGUUCAACUUGAAAUCAUUUCAAUUGGGUUGUAUACUUCUCUUCCCCUCUCUAUCUCCCUCUCUCCAUUUUAUCAACUAAUUGCAUUAGAGAAUUUUAAACAUUGUUAUAGGCAGAGGAAUAUAACAAAGGAACACACUUGAGAACUUGUUAGUUUACCAACUCUCUUCGAUUUUAGUAGAAUCUACAUUUGGAAAAGCUACAAAUAUUUUAAUCUAAACAAAUUUACAAGAAUAUUGAAUAACUAUUGUUUUUUGUUUAGGGCCAUGAAUGCCUGGUUACUUCAUUCUAUAUCAUCCUACCAUCUAUAUACAAAUAUAUAUAUAUAUAUAAAUAAAUCAAAUAUGUAUGUAAUUAUAAGUGAAUCUUUGGCUACAAGUACUUCUUUCGUAAUCGUAAACAUCAUCAUUUUAAUCGAACUGGCACAUAUUCAUGGAAUGUUUUAUAAACAUAUAUUUAUAACGACAAAAAUGUAGAACAGAAAGUACAUAAAUAAAUACAGGCAUCGCUCGAGGAAUUCGACAAACAUACAUAUAUAUCAUGGCACUAGAACCACAACCAACUCACUCACCCCAUAACAAUAUCAUACAUCAAAUGAUCAGAAAGUGCUGAAAUACAUAAAUUGAAAUGGAAAUUGAAAUUGAAAUUCAAACGAAAUACUCAAGCAUAAGGCAUAUAACUUACACGACUUCUAAUCUGUUGCAAAAUAUACCAAAUAAAUACUCGUAUUAUUGUGAAAGUAUAGCAAGAAAUAUGUA